GUAGGAGGGGACAGUAAGUGGAUGCAGGAGUUGGCGUGAAGCCCGCUUGGAGGGUGUGCUACAAAGGCACCUUGCUCUGGCGGGGCCUCCCCGGCCUCAGUGGGUCCUUGGGGGCUGAGGCCCAUGGCGGGGAGGGGCUGUGUCUCUCUAGAGACCUGCCUCGGGUCUGGCCCUGUCGGUGGGUUCUGGUGCAGGGUCCAGCUGCAAGGCAGCCCAUGGCUUUGUGGUGGGCCAGUAAACCAGGGCAGGAAAGCUGUGAGGCCCCAGCGGUCAGACCUCAUGGCCAGAUCUUGACCCCAAGGUCACGGAGGAGAUGGGUCCUGAGAAGGGACCAGAGUGCUCCAGGGCUGAAGGCGUGUCCACAGACGUGGGGCUGUAGUGCUGGGUGGUGGCGUCCUGAGGGGGAUGCCCUGGUUCACCCCCCAGCCCUGCAAGCCGUCCUGCGAGGUGGUGUCGUGUUGUCCGAGCGGUGAUGAGGUCCCCCUGCUGUCCUCGCAGUGCCUGUUCCUGGACCAGGGAGUGUGUGGGUAGGGGUUUCCACACUGCCUGGCCUAGUGCCUGUUGUCGAGGAUGCGGGUGGCCAGAGGAAGGACAGGCCAGCGGUGCCCAGGGCGAGGUGGGUGCUCCCAGGCUGGUGUGACUACAGGUCGGACCUGUGCUGGGAACAGAGGUACCAGGUGCCGGCGUUGGGCACGUUGCUCCUGACCCCGGCCUUGAUGGCCACAGCUCGGGGAGGGGCGGCCCCAUCCAGCUCACGUCGUAGACCCAGAAGCAUCCUAUGUGGAGAGUUCGAGGAGAAACGUCCCCGUGUCCAUCUCUGCUGCUCCCCCAGAGGGGUCCUAGCCCUGGUAGCUUGCUCUUGUCCCUGCCCUGGGGCCAGCCGAGCUUGGAGCCACCCCACACCAUGCUCUGGAACCAUCCGCUCCUAGGUCAGUCUGGGGCAGGAACGGCCCAGUUCAGUGUGCACAGAGGAGUCCUUCCACCAGGGCCUGGCUCAGCUCCUGGCUGGGAAGUGGCUGCCAUCCCUCAGGCCCCCAGACCUUGGGCUCACUGUGAUUCUGUCAUCCCACACCCUGCCUUGGGCUCUGGUCAGGCCGCUCCCUCAUCUCCAGCCCGGCAUGCACGGGAGGGGAUGCGAGGUGUUGGGCAGAACUUGCCUCCCAUGCUGUGGCUGGGGGUGCCGGGGGAUGGCGUGCCAUUUUCCUGAGCAGGGAUUGUACUGGGGUCUGUCCUGCGGGUCCACAGAGAGGCUGCUGGUGUGUUGGAGGGGUGUGUGCUGCCUGGGUGCGUGCGGGCUCCCCAGGAGCUUGCGUGCUGUGGUCUGUGAGCACGGUGCUGCUUGUUGGCCUCCUUAUCACCCAUCAGGCUUGCGUAACCAGGCUCACCCUGCUUCCUGCUUCGGAACUAUCAGUGCACCAUCUGGAGCUACGAAUGGGGUGAUCGGAUGUCAACGGCCUCCCCGCACCCAGGCACUUCCUAACACCCAGCGCCUUUGUCUCCCGUGAACCUCUGGUCCCCCCGGGGCCCUGCUCUCCUUCCCAGGGCGGGUGCUCUAAACAGGGGUGCGGCCGUUCGGCUCAGGGAGGGCCCUCUGUUGCACGGACACCCCACUCACUGCCAUCCUCCUACUAGUCCCCAGCGGGUCUUUAUUUACGGAUGCAGCGGGGAGAGAGGGUGUGUGGGUGUCGGCAACAUGACCCUGGGCGAGGCACUACCCCUCCUUGGGACUCGGCUGGCUUGUCAGGAAGCGGGGACGGUCUCUCUACCUCACGGGGCUGCCGUGGGAAUGCAAGCGUGUGAUGCGUGCUGCAUGGUUGGCCCAAGGUUGCUGUGACCUGAUCUCCCUUGCGUGACGGGACCUGGGACCAUGCUGGCUGAGGACAUCUGUCCCAGAGAGGAGGCUUCUAGGCAGACUCAGACACUUGCUGGUUGGGAGUCCGGAACCCAGCAGGAGGCCUGGGUCUGCGGGCACCAUGCUGUACACCGCGGCCAUUCGGAUCUUCCCGAGCUUCCGUUUCUUAGGAGAACAGCUUAGCCUCUGGUGCCCAGUGGUGGGACGUGGUGAGGGGGCAGGCGGUGACCCACUUGAAGCCCUCCACAGGGGAGACCUCCUGGGGACAGUCCCAUGGGGGUGUGCUCAGCCCAGUCCCUUGCAGGACGGACCUUGGAGGCUGAGGCCCUGACGCGAGAGCUGAGCGCCUGGCUGCUGAUCUGUGCCUGCAUGGGUGCCUGGGUCGGUGCAGCUGUCUCCGUCCAAGGGCAAGGAGGAGGGCUCGGGGCGGGGGCUGUCACCUGUCUGAACAACAACAUCCUGAGGAUCCACUGCCGCUGGUCGGCCCCGGAGCCGGGCCGGGGACCCCAUGCCUGGCUGCUCUUCACCAGCAACCACGCGCCGGGUGGCCGGCACAGAUGUGUCUUCCGGGCCGGGGAGUGCACCCUGGUGCUGCCCCCCGAGGAGGUGCUUGUGCCUUCCGACAACUUCACCGUCACGCUGCACCGCGGCGUCUCUGGGCAGGAGCAGGUCAGCCUGGUGGACCCGCAGUACCUGCCUCGGAGACAUGUGAAGCUGGACCCUCCCUCUGACUUACAGAGCAAUGUCACCUCUUACUAUUGUGUCCUGACCUGGAGGAUCAGCCCUGCUCUGGAGCCCCUGACCGCCAUCCUCAGCUACGAGCUGGCAUUCAAGAAGCAGGAAGAGGGCUGGGAGCAGGCCCAGCUCAGGGACCACAUCGUCGGGGUGACCCGGCUCUCGCUGGACGCUGUGGAGCUGGACCCCGGGUCCCACUAUGAGGCCCGGCUGCGGGUCCGCAUGGCCACCCCGGAAACGGACGUGGAGGAGGAGCUGCGCUAUGAGGGCCAGUGGAGCGAGUGGAGUCGGUCUACCUGCUUCCCCUCGCCCCCUCGCCCUGACCGAGGCCCCCUGUCCUCCUCUCGGGGGCAGCCCGGCAGCAGCACCCUUGUUGCUGUACCCGUCUUUCUGCUGCUGACCAGCCUGAUCUACCUCGUGUUCAAGCUUUCACCCAGGGUGAAGAGGAGCCUCUCCUGGAAUGUGCCCUCUCCGGCGGCCUUCUUCCAGUCCCUCUACAGUGUGCACCACGGGGACUUCCAGACCUGGACAGGGGCCCGCAGAAGCGGUGUGCUGCCGAGCCAGGACAGUGGCUGUUCCCCACGAGGAGCCUCGGAGUCCGGCGUCCAUGAGGACAUCGCGUGGCUGACCUAUGACCCGGUGGAUCCCUGGCAGUCAGUGAUCCUGGAGGAGGAGCAGGAGGGCCCUGGGGCUGGCCUCCUGGAGGCUGCACUGCUGGCCAGGCCUGUGGUCCAGGGAGGCCAGCCGCCUGCCUACCUGCCGCAGAAGGACUGGGCCCCCACGUGUCCCCUCAGGCCAGCUCCCCCACCGUCAGAGGGCGGCAGCCAUGACUACUGGACCCUGGGCUACUCCGGGGGUUGCCACACCCCCACUUUCCCAGGAAACUCACCGAGCAUGGGGCCCAGCCCGGCUUUGGCCGGGGGCCCUUUCUGUGACCAGCAGAGCCUGGACGCCCAGCCAGGAAGUAGUGCUGUGGGAGCCGGUCACGGCCAGUGGCAAGACCCUGCUGCACAGGGCGUGUGAGGACCCCAGGGCCUUUGCUUCACCCCCGGCCUUCAGAGUCACCCGUUUCAUCUAGAAUGCUGACUCGGCCAACUGCACAAAGUCCGUUUUGUGGAAAAUGGAUGAAAGUCUCUCUGAGAAUGGAGCCCUGUGCAGACGUCCUGUCUGGAUGGGGGCAGGCCGGCCGGUGACCCCUACCCCCAUUCUCCCUGCCCUGCCCGCCACCUCCCUCCCUGCUCUUGGGCUCUGUCCCGGCCCCCCAGAGAAGGGUGGUGUUGGCCCCGACCCCCUUAGAGGGCCGGCUUGCUCCUGGCAGGCACCACUGAGGUGGUGCCUUCCUGAGCUCUGUUUCCUGCUGUGACUCCAGGAACCAGCUGCCCGUGGGGAGGGGGGCCCUGAGGUGGGCAGGGGUCUGUCUACGCUGGGGCUUUCUGGGGUGGCGGCUGCUGACGUUGGAAAUGGAGGAGCAGACAAGCGGGUCCCUGUCCAUGGGGCUCCAGUGACCCCUAGGCUCUGUGCAGAGACAAGCACUUGUGGCCCCCGGGUCCCCCAGGUGACAGCUCCCUCUGCCUCAGACAGGCAUCCCCCUCCUCCACACCCAUGGAGCCCCUGGGGUUUUGUGGGGAGCCUCAGCAGAGCCAGAGCGUGGUCAGCAGGGGUGAGGCAGGGCCCAGAAUGUAUUUGUAGCCAUAGAGAGCGGGAGGGGUGUGGACAGACGUGACGUGCAGCAUCUUCAGUUCUAACCAAGGAUGAGAAAAACCAGCGUGAAUUCACGUCCUGGAACCCACCCCCGGUGGGCCCUGGGCUGGGGGCUUAGAGCAGCCUCUGUGAGCAGUGUGGCUCCUGUGGCUUCCCAGGGAACGUAGGCCACCUGCGUGUGACAAGUGACCCCCACAGCUGGGAUACCUCUUCUGUGUGGCCAGAGACAUCGCUCCUGUGGGUCCCACAUUUUCUCUUCACAGUGCCUGGAGCUGGAGCACCCCUCGGAGGCUGUGGGAUUGUGGGUGAGCUGUGCCGGCCCCUCCAGCUGUGGGGUUCCCCGUCCCUCCUCGUUGUGCUGCUGUGAGUUCCCCUGCGGGUCACUGCACACCUGCAUGCCCAGAUAACGCUUGCUUCCCCCGCUGCGAGGAGACGAACCGGGGAGGCCAUGUGCCAGGGGUCCCCCCGUUUGAAGACCAUGGAUGAGGAAGUGGUUGAGCCCUGGGCCCUGAGGGGGUUGGAGUGCAGGGGCCUGGGAACGGAUCCUGAAGUGGGCGCGUGUUUCCAGGAGUUGGAGGCAGGGCAGGGUCCCAAAUAUGGCCGGCUGGACUGUGGAGGGCCUGGGAGGCCAGACUGAGAGCAGUGAGCCUCAGGAGGCCAGACUGAGGCAAGCGGGCCUCCCUGGUGAGGGGGGACAUCCAGCAGUCUCUCUGUUUUUGUUUUUGUUUUUAAAGAUUUUUUUAAUUUUUAAGUAAUCUCUACAGCCAAUGUGGGGCUUGAACCCAUGACCCCCAGAUCAAGAGUGCCCUGCGCCGCCGGCUGAGCCAGCCCCCUCUGUGUUUUCCAGUGUGGUGAAAUCCCCGUAGCUUAACCCCAACUUUUAAAGGGCGUAGCUUAACCCCCCAAUUUUAUGCAUGAUGUGGGUGUUUCCACGUUUCCCUGCUGUGAGCGGCACUGCUGUGAAUGCUGACAUCAACGUUUUUGUUUCACACCUGUUUUCUGUGUUUUGGGGUACAUUCCUACAAGUGGAAUUGCUAGGUCGUACGGCGACUCAGUGUUUAGAAUUUUUGAGCAACUGCCAAACCGUUCUCCACAGAGACGUCAGCACCUUCCAUCAGAAACAUACUCGCAUCCCCCUUCUCCACAUCCUCACCGACUACUGUUAGUGUCCUUUCCUAAAUUUGGUUUGUUGUGUCAGUUUCCUUAUUUGAGGAAUCUCUACACCCAGUGUGGGGCUCGAACUCACAGCUCUGAGGUCAAGAGUCCCGUGCCCAGGGUGCCUGGGUGGCCCAGUCUGUCGAGUGUCCGACUCUUGGUUUUGGCUCAGGUCAGGAUCAGGGGGUCGUGCGGUGGAGCCCGGCAUCAGACUCCGCACUCCUUGUGGUCUCUGUGGAAUUCUCUCUCCUUCUGCCCCACCUUCUGGUCUCUCUUUUCCUCUAAAAGUAAGUCAAUACAUUCUUAAAAAAAAGAAGAGUCACGUGCUCUUCUGAGUGAGCCAGCCAGGGCUCCUUGGAUCGCCAUUCUGACCGGUAUAAGGGGGUACCUCAGUGGGAUUUUGACUUGCGUCUCCCCAAUGGUUGGUGAUGGUGAACAUCUUUCAUGGGCUACUGUAUCUCCUCUUUGGAGACAAGCUGUUCAAGUCCUUUGUCUAUUUCUUAGUUGGUUUGCUUGUCCUGGAGUUGUUGAGUUGUCAAAGCUCUUUGUAUAUUCUGGAUACUGAAGUCAUAGUACAUAUUCCAUCCCCAAAUGUUUUGUUAAAUCCUGCAUGUUAUUUGGUGUCUUACACAUGGGUCACUGUUGAAUCCAAUCCCAACACACACAUGAAAAGAUGCUUCACGUCCUUAGACAUCAGGGCAAUGAACAUGAAAACCACAGUGAGGUGCCAGUUCACACCCACGAAAACGGCUGUUAUCUAAGAAAACCGGAAACAACUUUUGACAGGGAUGUGAAGAAACUGGAACUCUCGUGCACUGAGAUGAGAGAUGACAGUGGUGAUGGUUACCCGGCCUUGUGAACGCUCACUUGAAAACGGCGAAGAUGGUUUUAAGUUUUUAUGGUGAAGAUGUUUAACAGUGAAGAUGUUUUAUGGUUUUAUGUUGUGUGUAUUUUACUAGAGUUUUAAAAAUAAAAACUAA
Mustela lutreola (European mink) is the source of this 6423-nucleotide messenger RNA. It is a transcript of the gene IL9R, whose product is annotated as interleukin 9 receptor. Gene Ontology annotation, cellular component: membrane; external side of plasma membrane. Lineage: Eukaryota; Metazoa; Chordata; Mammalia; Carnivora; Mustelidae. The coding region runs from base 2126 to 3610 and encodes 494 amino acids. Gene Ontology annotation, molecular function: interleukin-9 binding; interleukin-9 receptor activity. The transcript has 8 exons. The record is from RefSeq and is a predicted model, not a curated record. Gene Ontology annotation, biological process: immunoglobulin mediated immune response; cytokine-mediated signaling pathway.